This is a messenger RNA of Polyodon spathula (Mississippi paddlefish), 5205 nucleotides long. RefSeq names its product tensin 2a (gene tns2a). Gene Ontology annotation, biological process: peptidyl-tyrosine dephosphorylation. NCBI's taxonomy places the organism in Eukaryota, Metazoa, Chordata, Actinopteri, Acipenseriformes, Polyodontidae. The record is from RefSeq and is a predicted model, not a curated record. The transcript has 28 exons. Gene Ontology annotation, molecular function: protein binding; protein tyrosine phosphatase activity. Bases 78 to 5108 code for a protein of 1676 amino acids.
GAAGGGGAAGCAGCUGUCGGAUCUAGGAGACGAAAGCAGCCAUCUCGGCCCCAGAGUUAGAGAGGGUCCCGCGCUCUAUGGGUUGCGCCCUGAGCUCCGAGUGCGGCGGAGAGGAGCUCUGCCCCUUGCCAGCCGGCAGCGAGGGGGGUCAGACGGCUAACCCCAAAAUGAGGCUCACCAAGCCUGGGAAGGGGGACCCCCACACCUUCAAAGAGAAGUUCUUCAAGAAGAAACGCCUGUGUGGGGUGUGCAAGCAGCCGAUCGAGAGCCAGGGGUCGUUCUGCAGAGUGUGCAAAACAGCGACCCACAGGAAAUGUGAAGCCAAGGUGUCCACUCCCUGUCAGCCUGCUCCUCCUUCUGACCUGCAGCGCAGAGGCACGGCCCCAGCGAGACACAUCCAGCACCUGGGGUCAACAAAAUCCCUGAACUACACCAAACAGAGGAGCACUCUUCCAAGGAGUUUCAGUGUGGACCGGGUGAUGGACAGGGUGAUGGAGCAGAGCUAUGACUUCGACCUCACCUACAUCACGGAGCGCAUCAUCUCGGUCUUCUUCCCACCCGUGCUGGAGGAGCAGCGUUACCGUGGCAACCUCAAAGAGGUGGCGUCCAUGCUCAAAUCCAAACACGAGGACAAGUACCUGCUCUUCAAUCUGUCUGAGAGGAGGAACGACAUCGGUCGGCUCAACCCCAAGGUCUAUGAUUUUGGCUGGCCUGAUCUCCACGCUCCCCCCCUCGAUAAGAUCUGUGCGAUCUGCAAGUCCAUGGAGACCUGGCUGACCUCUGACCCCCAGCAUGUGGUCGUGCUGCACUGCAAGGGGAACAAAGGGAAAACAGGAGUGAUAAUCGCUGCCUACAUGCACUACAGCAAGAUUUCAGCAGGGGCAGACCAGGCUCUUAGCACCCUGGCCAUGAGAAAGUUCUGCGAAGAUAAAGUGACACCGUCGCUGCAGCCCUCCCAGAACCGGUACAUCUACUACUUCGGGGGUCUCCUGUCGGGGGCGAUCAAGAUGAACAGCAGCCCCCUGUUCCUGCACCAGGUCCUCAUCCCAGCCCUGCCCGGCUUCGAGACCAACGGAGGGGGAUACUUCCCAUUCCUGAAGAUCUACCAGUCCAUGCAGCUUGUCUACACCUCAGGAGUCUACAACAUGAACGGUUCAGCGGGUAGGAAGCUCUGUGUCACCAUCGAACCAGCUAUGCUGGUCAAAGGAGACGUCAUGGUGAAGUGCUAUCAUCGCCGGGCUCAGGCUCCGGAGAGGGACGUGGUUUUCAGGCUGCAGUUCCACACCUGCACCAUCCACGGGGCACAGCUGUGGUUUGGCAAGGGAGAGCUGGACCAGGCAUGCACAGACAGCCGGUUCCCCCCUGAUGCCACUGUGGAGUUUGUGUUCUCCUCGGGACCAGAGAAAAUCAAAGGGCGGGAGGUCCUGCGCAAUGACCCUGCUGUCACUGUGGAUUACAACACCUCAGACCCGAUUGUGCGCUGGGACUCCUACGAGAACCUCAGCCAGCACCACCAGGACAGCCUGGAAGAUAUCUCCCACACGCGGGGUCCUCUGGACGGCAGCCUGUACGCCCAGGUGAAGAAGAAGCGCGGAGCCGGCUCCCUCACCCCCAACGGCAGCCCUGCCAGCACCGAAAACAGCCAGCUGCUGUCCCUGAGCAGCGACUCGGGCCACUCCUCCACAGCCACCGAGAGAUUCGAGGAGCCCCCCUCCCGCCCUGCGCCCCCGUCCCGGGCUGAGAGAGAGGAGCUGGAUCGGCUGUUGGGGGGCAUCGGAGUGCGAGGAGGAGGAGGGGGCGGGGGGGAGGAGAGGGACAGGGAGACGCCGAUCCUGGAUGAUGGGGAGCCAGAGAGGAUAGGGCCCCUGCGCCUGUGCCGUUCCUGCUCUUGCCGCACUGGGUAUCGGUCUCAGAGCUGCCGGGAGAACGGCUGCUGCCUUCACAACGGGCUGACCCGAACGGGGAACGGGGGCCACCUGGAGGUGUACCAUCACCGUGCCACGCUGCACCGCCAGGACGCGCUGUGGGACAGGCAGCAGAGCCAGCAGCCGCCGCCCCAGCAGUCACCACCACAGCGCUACCUGCACAGGUCUUACUCCGAGGGGGGCCGACAUCUGUACCAGUACCCCUCUCCAGACUUGCCUCCACACAGGCUGCUGUGCAGGGAGGAGUACCCUCCCUACCACGCCCACCCUCACCCUCACCCCCACACCCACCCACCCUCCUCCUACAGGGACCUACUGAUCGUAGAAGGCCAGCCCCUCAGUCUGGCGCCCCCUACUUGCCCGUGCCGGGACUGCCGCGAGGAAGCCUCGUCGAUAGCUGCCUUCCACGCGUUGCGUAUAGACAGAGAGGCAGGGCUGGGGCGGGGCCAGGAGUUACACUGGGAGGGGCUUCACCACAGAGAGGCAGAGUCACAGUGGGACAGAGAGGCGGGGCCACACCAGGAGGCAGAGCUCCACCAAUGGGAGAGCCUUCAUCGCGAGAGAGAGGCUGAGCUUUGGCACAGGAGGGCCCGGGCCACACGCGGGCCCCAGGCGGCCCCUCUGAUCAUGCCGGCUGACCCCUACGGCCAUCGCCACUCCCCGCAGGGUCACGAGGUCACCGCGUUUACCUUUGACCCCCCGCCCCCUGUCCCGCACUGCCCAGAGCUGAAGUACAGUAGUGGAGGGUACCAGGCUCCCAGGCUUCCCUGUGCCUACUCUCCUUACCAGGCCGCGUCCUCAGCCCGCACGCUGUCUCCUGCUGAGAGUCGGGGAUAUGGGUCGGGGAACCUGUCCCAGUCAAGCUCCCCCCUUCCUCCGCCUGUCAGGACCCCCGAGAGCAGCGGCGCCCCCCCAAGGGAGUUCCAGCCCGUUCCGCAAGACAGCCAAGCAGCAGACGGUGGUCUGGUGGACAGCGUGGCCUGGCGUGACCCUGCAGCUCAGGGCACCCUGCGACGACUUCACCGCGAGGCUCGCGUCAUCUGCUCCACACCCUCUGACCUCUCUGGCCCGCCCACCCCCGUGCACUCCAGCAGCCCCUUGCAGAGCCCGGACAGCCCAGCACAAGAGGAGCAGCAUAUCACUGAGCAGGGUCCAGGGAGGGCUGUGAAACCUUCACCCCCUCGGAACGGAGAAUAUCGAGGCCCCCUCUCCGAGCCCCAGUGCCAGGAUCAUCCAACGCCACCCGUCUCCCAGCCAGCUUCUGCUAGCCCCCUUUCCUCCCCUGGGGGGUACCCCAGUUCUGUCCAGGCCUCUCCCACAACUCCCGGGGGUUCCCCGAACAAACCCCACCCAUCCCCUGCCCGCCACGUCAGCCCAAACUCUCAGACCACCUACAGCCUUCCCCCUGCACCUCCUGCACCGCCCAGCAACGGACAUCAAGAUUGGUCACUGGGUGAGACCCCCACUGGAGCUGGGAAUACCUAUGCCUCGCUUAGCCCUCAGUCCCACACACUGCAGGCCCCCACAGUCAGCCCCUACGCCACACCUCGCUCCAGCCCUCAAUCCCACACACCACAGGGCAGCUUCCCCACAUCGGUCUGUCCCCCUGCUGCCCCAGGCACAAACAGCGACUCUCCCCCAAACCAGCCUUCCUCAGUCUCUCUGCAUGUUAACGGCACCGCAGUGGGGGACGUGUCCCAUAGGGGUUACCCCUCCCUCAGCCUCUCUGACAGGACCGUAACGGAGGGAUUGUGUUCCAAUUCUAGCCCUGCACCCCAGUCCCAAGCUCCUCCCACAUCCCCUCCUCCUCCUCCCAGCUCUGCACCCCACUCUCCAGCCCCAAGAAGCCCAGAAAGGUCGCCCCAAGAUGAGCCUCCUAUCCCCGGGUUCGCAACGCUGGGUCGCCGCCUGAUGCUGGGAUCCGAACCCCAACACUUGCAGCCCUGCACAGUCAGCGUCCAGAGCUCCUCCCCCUUACCGUCCUGCCAGGGGAGCCCCUCUGAAAGUCACUCCUCGACCCCCUCCUUCCCCAUCUGCACUGCCUACUUCGCUGGGCACAACCCCCCGACUCCCAGCCAGUACACGGGGUACACUGCCGUCACCAUCCCCCCACCCAUUCCGGACCCCCAGCCCCCCUUGCCUGAGAAGAGGAGGCUCUCAACCCUGGGUGAGAGGUCACCCGGCCCGGGCUCGCCCAAUGGGAGGUCGUCAGCGAUGCGGAACUCCCCCGGCCCUGCCCACUACCAGCACCAUGUGACCUUCUCUCUGGAUCAGGGUGAGGUCAGGGAAGCGGAGCCGGACUCUCCUGUCAGUCCCGUCAGCCCCAUCAGCGCCAAGUUUGUGCAGGACAGCUCCAGGUUCUGGUACAAGUCCGCCAUCUCCCGGGAUCAAGCCAUCGCACUGCUGAGGGAGAAAGAGCCGGGAGCCUUUCUGAUCCGGGACAGCAACUCCUUCCACGGGGCAUACGGGCUGGCACUCAAAGUGGCAACGCCGCCUCCCAACGCCAGCGCACAGGGCAGCAAAGGUGACCCCCUGGAGCAGCUGGUGAGGCACUUCUUGAUUGAGACGGGCCCCAAGGGGGUGAAGAUCAAGGGCUGUCAGAACGAGCCUCACUUUGGGAGCCUGUCUGCUCUGGUGUACCAGCACUCUAUCACUCCCAUCUCCCUGCCCUGCAAGCUCAAGAUCCCAGAGAAGGAUCCCAUGGGGGAGAGCCAGGAGCUGAGCGCGCCCAAUAACAUGAGCACAGCCGCGGACCUACUGAAACUGGGGGCAGCUUGUAACGUGCUGCUCCUGAAUUCAGUGGAGACGGAGUCUCUGACGGGACCCCAGGCCAUCUCCAAGGCAACGGCCGCCACACACUCGUGCAACCCGCGGCCCACGCCAACCGUCGUGCAUUUCAAAGUGUCUAUGCAGGGAAUCACACUGACGGACAGCCAGCGCAGGCUGUUCUUCAGACGGCACUACCCCGUCAGCAGUGUGACCUUCUGCAAUGUGGAUCCGCAGGACAGGAGGUGGACAAACCCUGACGGAACGACGUCCAAGGUGUUCGGCUUCAUUGCUAAGAAACAAGGCAGUGCCUCGGAGAACGUCUGCCACCUGUUCGCAGAGCUCGACCCUGAGCAGCCAGCCUCCGCCAUCGUCAACUUCAUUAACAAAGUCAUGCUGGGGCCUCACCGCAGGUAGACAGGCCUGGGUGAGGCAGGGGCCAGAGAGCGAGAGGGGCAGAGCCUGGGGCUCAGAGAGACAGAGAGAGGGAGAGCCUGGGGCUCGGAGAGAGAGG